Molecule: messenger RNA, 1317 nt
Organism: Linderina pennispora
Lineage: Eukaryota; Fungi; Kickxellomycota; Kickxellomycetes; Kickxellales; Kickxellaceae
Exons: 3
Coding region: 1-1317 (438 amino acids)
Source: RefSeq, a predicted model, not a curated record
AUGACAUCCCUUUCAUCAACUGUCGACCCGAUAUCUGACCUACUCCGGCUGCUGGACGGCGUGGACAGUGCAGAUCUCGCCGAGUUCAUUGAAUCCGAGCAUCGCGAGCUGCUGACGCUGCGCGAGCAAGUGCGGCAAUACGACCAGGCGGUGUUUGAGCUGCGCGGACACCUGCAGCAUGUAUUUUCGUGUGUCGGCGGGCUCAGCGCCCUGCCCAUGUCGUCUGCAACGAAGGUGUUUCUGAAUCUAGCCAAACAGCCGCAAUCGCCACCAAACACCACAUCGUUAGCACCGCCACUAACGCCAAUGUCACGCCCUGCUUCAUCGCUAACCUCGAUGCCUACGCGGCGCACCUCCUUCCGCAUUGUCAGCGACCCGUCGUUCCAGCUCCAUCCGCCACCGCGGCAUUCAUCAGCGAACAUGACCAGUGCAUGUGCAAAGAAACAUGUUUUGGUUUCGACCGAGGGCGCAGAAAUUACCAGCAUGCGCAGCGUAGGCAUUCAGACCGACCAGGACCAUUCAGAAGCGGUGCUAAGGGAGCGCAAGACGCAGGUGCGCACGCUGCGCAAGAAACUGCAGGACAAAGAGCUGCGACAGUUCGCAUAUGCAUCGGAUUGUGUCGGGCUCAAGCGCACAGAGUCCAUCAUGAUUGAGGCGCCCAACGGCUGGGCCCAGAUCUACGCAGCGCAUGCUGGGGCGCUGCGCGCGCCAGCAGCAACCAAGUUCCGCCGCUCGGUCAUCGCCAAGCCGGCGGUGCGCUGUAAGCGCGCGUCGACUGCUCGCACAUUCGGCAGCAAAUCGCGGCAGUCGCGCAUUCUGUGUGAAAGCGGGCGCGGGGUCUGCUCGGUGCUGACGGCGGUCGACCAGGCCAGCGAGGACAAUUCCGAGACCGCCAACGUGCCUGACAAGCAGCCGGUCGGAUAUGUCAACGGCUGGCCUGUCUAUGCAGACCAGGCGCCCGCCGACGACGACGCAGCGUUGAGCGACGUGGCACAAUGCAUAGCUGUCGAGGCCGAGGCAUCUGACGAAACAGCUCCUCACAACAACGACAACACCGCCGACCUUGUUUUGUCGUUCCCGCCGCCUCCUACCAGCAUUGCUCAGCCAGCACAGCAUAAACCACCUCCGGUUGUUCACCAAGGCAUUCACGACCAGUACGAUUAUGCACCAGAGAACAUGCACUACAAUGUCUCCAUUCAGGAAAUGGAGCUGCCCGUGACACUUGCUCCGCGCACGCCUCGGCUUCUUCGCUCAGUGGUGUCGAGUUCGCCAAGGCGCCUGUACUCGCGGUUAAGCAACCGCCUAAAGAGAAUAUGA